AUGAUAGAAUCAACCAUUUCAGAUGCAAAGUUAUGCAAUAAUCAAUUUUUAGAUUCUAGUUUAUCAUUAAAAAAUUCAACUUGUUCAACAUCAAACAAAAAUAUCUCAUCUUCAUUGUCGCCAGAAUUCAAAGAUGAAAUAAAUCAGGUAGAAUACGAAAUGGAAAAGAAUGGGGAUGCAAAUCAAUUUUACUAUUUUCAAAUGAAAGAAUCUGUGUUGCAUUCAUCUUCAGCGUUAAAUGUUAAUCAAGAUCCGGAUUAUUUACAAAGCAAUAAAUCAAUGUUGAACAAUUAUGACAGAAUCAGAUCUACCGCUGAUUGGACAAAUUAUAUCAAAACCUUACAACCACAUGAUUAUCAAACAUUUUCUGUUGAUGAUUUCACAUCAUUCCAAUAUCAUCAUCAACCUCAUCAUCAUCAUCACCAUCAUCAUCAGCAUCAUCGUCUCAUUUCACAUGAUGAUCACUGUCAACAUCAUUUACACAAUUCUCUUCAGUCGAAUUAUACAUUUCAUCAAAUGGUCCAUAAAUAUGAUGAGUCCAGUAAUGAAAUGAAUCUUCACACUGAUAUUACGGAUAAUUACAAAAUAAACCAUAAUCAUAGUGAAGAGAAUAAUAAUAAUGAUAAUAAUAAUAUUUUAAAUCACACUGAAUGUAGUAGUAACAGUAGUAAUAAUAGUAAAAAUUUGAUUAAAAAAUCUAAAAGAGCACGAACAGCUUAUACACAAAUACAAUUAAUAGAAUUAGAAAAAGAAUUCUGGUAUAGUCAAUAUUUAUGUCGACCACGUAGAAUUGAAAUAGCUUCAACACUUCAAUUAAGUGAGAAACAAAUCAAAGUAUGGUUUCAAAAUCGUCGUAUGAAAUUUAAACGACAAAAACCUGCAGAAAAUUCAUUUCCAUCUACAAGUUAUGAAGAUUUGGAUUCACAAAAUGAAUUCACCAGAUCAGGAUUUCCAACUCGAUGUCAUUAUUCAUUUGAUGAAACUCAUUUAACAGAGAAAAAUCCAACAAUAUGGUUUAAUCAUCAUUCUAAAAGUUUUGUGUAUGAUACUUGUAAAUGUAGCAAUAAUCUUGAGAUAUCUGACAAAUACGAUAAACAACUGUGCUCAUAUAAAUUAAAUGAUACAAGUAUUUCAAUGCAGCAUGACCUAGAAACAAUUACAACAAGUAAUGAUUAUCCAUUAACUGAAUGCCAAUUGAAGGAAAGCAGUGAUUCAUGUAAUAAAUAUCUAAUUAAUAAUAAAUUUUUGCCAACAGAUAGUUAUUCAACAAACUUUAGUGAAAAUAAUAAAGAAAUUCAUUGUGGUGAACAAUUUACUGCAUAUAAUCCAUUGAUAUAUUCAAAACAUUUACAUAUUUUUCAUCAACAACCAAAUUAUUCACAUGAGCAGGAGAACGAUUCAUUUGCCGAGUUGAAUUCUUAUUGUUUACAAGACUUUCCUAAGAACUAUUCACAUCAUUACGAAAAUAAGUUACACGAACUGAACACGACCAGAGAAUCGUCAACCAAAGAUUAUUCAUAUUGA
Messenger RNA from Schistosoma turkestanicum, 1524 nucleotides. The record is from the annotation of a GenBank genome assembly. NCBI's taxonomy places the organism in Eukaryota, Metazoa, Platyhelminthes, Trematoda, Strigeidida, Schistosomatidae.